CAGGCCGCGCCAGGUUUAACACUUCCGCCGCGCGGAGAACUUGCCUCCGCCCCCAGCUUCCACGUCCGCCCAGCUCUAGUUCUGCGCAGUCUCCUGGAAUUGUUUGCCGUCUCUAUGGCAACCUAGGACGGUGAAGAUGGAGACCGUCAAGUCUACAGCGGGACCGCCGUCGCGAUCUGUAGACCCACAGUCCAGCUCCGAAGGGCUAGGACCCACUUCGGAACCGUUUCCUUCUUCGGAUGGCACUCCUAGGUCGCCCCUGGCAGCCUCAACCGCAGCAGCUACUGCAGCCACUGCAGCUGUCUCCACUGCCAACGCAGCUGCCUCAUCUGCAAAGACCCCAGCACCCUACUCUGAGAGGAGCCUUCUCAUGGCGCCCUCUUCGGAUAGUCUUCUUGGGGAGCCCAGUGCUGGACCCAGCUUUACCCACAAAACAGGCCAGGAGAGACUUGGCUUUGAGCCUGCCUAUGUUUCCUCUGGUACCCAAGAUCCCUGUACUUCAAAUUAUCUCAGCUCUAGCCCUGGCCCUCUUCCUGGCUCCAGUUCUGGUCCUGCCUCUAGGCCUAGUCUAGGCUGUGGCCAUGACCCUGAGCUCAGCCCCUACACUCAUCCAAGCUUGACAAACCCCGGGGCGGAUCUGGUCCCUCCCUGGAGUCACCACACCCAGUGGGAGCCUCAGAAACAACAACCCUGGAAAUUUUUGCAAGUCUCAGAACCUGGUGCCCGAGGGCUAUGGAAGCCCCCUGAGGUUGAAGGGAAGCAUAAGGUUCUCGAUGAAACAUUGCCACGGGGCCAGUGCCUUCUCUACAACUGGGAAGAGGAGAGAGCCACCAACCACCUGGAUCGAGUCCCAAGCAUGCAGGAUGGCUCUGAAAGUUUCUUCUUCCGACAUGGACACCAGGGACUGCUGUCCCUGCAGCUACAGUCACCCAUGCCCUGCAGCACCAGCCAGACAGACUCAUACCAGCCCCCAGGAAACCGCCAUCAGCCAAUCCGAGGGAAGCGUGAAGCCAUGCUGGAGAUGCUCCUGCGGCACCAGAUCUGUAAAGAGGUGCAGGCAGAGCAGGAACCCACAAGGGAGAACUUUGAGGUCGAGUCUGUGACACACCAUGACUACCGAAAGGAGCUGGCGCAAGCAGGGCCUCCUGCCCCAACAAAGCCUCAUGACUACUAUCAGGAGCAGCCUGAAACCUUCUGGAUACAGAGGGCACCACAGCUACCGGGUGUCAGUAACAUCAAGACACUGGACACGCCCUUCCGGAAGAACUGCAGCUUCUCGACACCAAUAACUUCAUCUCUGGGGCAGCCUCUGCCCUAUGAACCUGGGAAGCAUUCCCACCAAGUGGGGGAAAUAUCUUCCCUUGCCUGUCAGGGAGGAGGGCAGGGUGGUGGAGGGGGUAGAACUACUCCUGUCUAAGGGUUGAGGAGGGCAGUGGGGUGUGGACUAUGGAAUCUAUUUCUGACUGGAGUGGAGAGGUGGGAAGGAAGUGGAUUCUGUCUGUAUUUGGUCGGGGCUUUACAUAAAGGGCUCUCUCAUCCUGAGACUGCUAAUUCA
Molecule: messenger RNA, 1555 nt
Organism: Equus caballus (horse)
Lineage: Eukaryota; Metazoa; Chordata; Mammalia; Perissodactyla; Equidae
Source: RefSeq, a predicted model, not a curated record